Closterium sp. NIES-65 is the source of this 768-nucleotide messenger RNA. Lineage: Eukaryota; Viridiplantae; Streptophyta; Zygnematophyceae; Desmidiales; Closteriaceae. The record is from the annotation of a GenBank genome assembly.
AUGCCUUCCCCCCUCCCUCCUCCCAGCUUCCCCCUCCCUCCUCCCAGCUUCCCCCCUCCCUCCUCCCAGCUUCCCCCCUCCCUCCUCCCAGCUUCCCCCCUCCCUCCUCCUAGCUUCCCCCCUCCCUCCUCCCAGCUUCCCCCCUCCCUCCUCCCAGCUUCCCCCCUCCCUCCUCCCAGCUUCCCCCCUCCCUCCUCCCAGCUUCCCCCCUCCCUCCUCCCUGCUUCCCCCCUCCCUCCUCCCUGCUUCCCCCCUCCCUCCUCCCUGCUUCCCCCCUCCCUUCCCCCUGCUUCCCCCCUCCCUCCUCCCUGCUUCCCCCCCCCCUCCGCCUUGCUUCCCCCCUCCCUCCGCCCUGCUUCCCCCCUCCCUAAGUCCUGCUUCCCCUCUCCCUCCGCCCUGCUUCCCCCCUCCCUCCUCCCUGCUUCCCCCUUGCCUACUCCCUGCUUCACCCCUCCCUCCUCCCUGCUGAACCCCCUGCCUACUCCCUGCUUCACCCCUCCCUCCUCCCUGCUUCCCCCCUCCCUUCCCCCUGCUUCUCCCCUCCCUCCUCCCUGCUUCUCCCCUCCCUCCUCCCUGCUUCACCCCUCCAUCCUCCCUGCUUCCCCCCUCCCUCCGCCCUGCUUCCCCCCUGCCUACUCCCUGCUUCCCCCCUCCCUCCGCCCUGCUCCCCCCCUCCCUCCGCCCUGCUUCCCCCCUCCCUCCGCCCUGCUUCCCCCCUCCCUCCGCCCUGCUUCCCCCCUCCCUCCGCCCUGCUUCCCCCCUCCCUAA